AUGCGUUUUGGAUAUAUGAUCGCAUUUCUUGCUGCAACUGUUGCGGCAAUGCCCCGUGGGGAGAUCAAGCAGGAUAUGAAAAGCUCCAUGACUUCUUCCAUGACUAUGUCGAUGCCAAUGAAGAGGACAGCGACUCCCAUGUCUUCCUCUUCCCAGGCAACCCCAACUCCUUCCAUGAAUGCUGCCGAUCACAUGAGAGGAGAUAAGUUUAUGAUGCUGUAA
Penicillium angulare is the source of this 222-nucleotide messenger RNA. RefSeq lists its product as uncharacterized. NCBI's taxonomy places the organism in Eukaryota, Fungi, Ascomycota, Eurotiomycetes, Eurotiales, Aspergillaceae. The record is from RefSeq and is a predicted model, not a curated record. The coding region runs from base 1 to 222 and encodes 73 amino acids. The transcript has 2 exons.